Molecule: messenger RNA, 1400 nt
Organism: Cryptomeria japonica (Japanese cedar)
Lineage: Eukaryota; Viridiplantae; Streptophyta; Pinopsida; Cupressales; Cupressaceae
Product: indole-3-acetate O-methyltransferase 1
Exons: 3
Coding region: 179-1291 (370 amino acids)
Biological process (GO): methylation
Molecular function (GO): S-adenosylmethionine-dependent methyltransferase activity
Source: RefSeq, a predicted model, not a curated record
GCCACCCUGCAAUUUACAGUGUUUUUAAGAUUAAAGUGGGGGAAAUGUCGGUCACGUCAAAAUCCAGCAGCACUAUAAUUGGUAGUGCAAUAGUUCUAGUCGCCUCCUUGUCAUUCCCAACAAAGGGAGGAAAGGAUUUUAAAUAAAUCUCCAUUGCCCACAUCAAAUUUAAACAAAAAUGUCCAUGGAUUUUAAAAUAGAAAAUGUUCUGAGCAUGAAUGGUGGACAGACAGAUAGCAGCUAUGCAAGAAAUUCAUGUUAUCAGGAGAUUUCCCUGCGUAUUCUACAGCCUUAUUUGGAAGAAAGCAUCGGUCAGAUGAAGAUGGUUCCUUGUGGGAGGUUUUGCAUAGCAGAUCUAGGGUGUGCAGCUGGACCCAACACGCUUCAUGUCGCUCAAAUAAUUUGCAGGGCAGUGCAGAAGAAAUACAAGGCCCUGGGAAUUGGCAUGCCAGAUUUGCAAGUCUUCUUUUCUGACCUCCCCUGCAACGACUUCAAUUUGCUUUUCCAGAGCUUACCAUUGUCAGUGCCUCCUGAUGGCAGAUUACAAGCAUGUCACUACUUUGCAGCAGGGGUGGCAGGCUCCUUCCACAACCGUCUCUUUCCCAGAUCAUCUCUCCAUUUCAUUCAUUCCUCUUUCAGUUUGCAUUGGCUUUCACGAGUUCCCCCAGAAGUGGAAAACCAAAUGUCGAGCUCAUGGAAUGGCGAUCGUGUGUACAUAUCAAAGGAGGGGCGGGUGGAGGUGGCAGAGGCGUAUCUGCGGCAAUUUCAGGAGGAUUUGAAGAGUUUUCUGAGAGCACGAGCAGAGGAAGUAGUUGAAGGGGGGUGGAUGUUUCUCUUCUUUUCAGGGCGGGCAGGUGCAUGCCCACGCCAGCAGGGCGGAAGUGGAGCGGUAGGAGAUAUCCUGGAGCUUGCCUUCAAGGACAUGGUGUGUGAGGGAGUGAUAGAAAGGGCCACAAGGGAUUCCUUCAACCUCCCAUUCUUUUCUCCCUCUGCUCUGGAGGUCAGAGAGCUGGUUGAGGAGGAUGGUUCAUUCCUUGUGAAGAAGAUGGAGUUCUUGAGCAUGGAUACGGAGAUGAAGAUUCAGAGUGAUGUGGAUUUUGGAAGGAUGGUGGCAAAGCAGUUUAGAGCUAUUCUGGAGGUGCUCAUUGCCUCUUAUUUUGGAGAACAUGUUGUGGAAUCCCUGUUUCAGAGAUUUGCAGAAAGAGCCUCACAAAAUGCAUCAGUUUUGUACAAUUCCCUUCGCCAGGGAGGAGGAAUCCUUGCAAUUAUUGAGAGGGCUUGUACUCCUUAGAACAAUUGGAAGAAGAAUUCAGUUCAGGUUUUUAAGCUAUCAAUCCGGAAUUAUUGAUAGUGUUGUUUUUGGAAAUUAGAUGUGAAGGGUUGAGAUGUUUGGUUUUGGA